AUGCCGUUUCGGCCAACAAAAAGGGCCAAGUUUAUGUGGAGGUGUAUGAGAGCUGCAGUCUGUUGGACUAUUUGGGAGGAGAGAAAUUCACAAAUAUUUACAGAUAAGGAGAGAAGUUUGGAAGCAAUGCUGGAGGUCAUCCACAUUAGGGUUAUACACUGGCUGAAAACCUUGGCUCUGUUCGCAGAAUUCUCAGUUGAUGAGCUGCAAAGAAAGUGGAAGGAGAUAGCAGAACUUGUUCYAAUGARGAAGGCCUCAAAUKUUUGUUGGAUCCCCCCACCCCAUGACUUUGUUAAACUGAACUUUGAUGGCAGCAGCUUGGGCAAUCCAGGGCCAUCCGGAAUAGGAAGAGUAAUAAGAGAUGAACAAGGGAAUCUGUUAGCUAUGUAUUUUGGACCACUUGGGGUGGGAGAUUCUUUGAGAGCUAAGAUUCUUGCAGCUCUUGAAGGGGUACAAAGAAUCAAGGAUAUGAAUAUUAACAAGCUGAUCAUAGAAGGAGAUUUUGAAGUGGUACACUGGCUGAAAGAGGAUAGUCUUAGACUUUGGAAUUACAAUAAUGAAAAGAGAGCUAAGAUUGUUUAG
Messenger RNA from Nelumbo nucifera (sacred lotus), 582 nucleotides. NCBI's taxonomy places the organism in Eukaryota, Viridiplantae, Streptophyta, Magnoliopsida, Proteales, Nelumbonaceae. The record is from RefSeq and is a predicted model, not a curated record.